Argentina anserina (silverweed cinquefoil) is the source of this 2999-nucleotide messenger RNA. RefSeq lists its product as uncharacterized. Gene Ontology annotation, molecular function: peptidyl-prolyl cis-trans isomerase activity. NCBI's taxonomy places the organism in Eukaryota, Viridiplantae, Streptophyta, Magnoliopsida, Rosales, Rosaceae. The coding region runs from base 1400 to 2878 and encodes 492 amino acids. The transcript has 2 exons. The record is from RefSeq and is a predicted model, not a curated record.
CCCUAAUCACAUCUAUUCCCCCAAUUCUCCGCCGCUGCAACAGCCGGGAAGUUUCCAUCCUCCAAAUCAACACCCACAAACGCCAACACCAACACCCACGCCGAGUGUUGACUUUUAUCCACAUAGUACUCAAUCUCCAGUUACCACAGUGCCCUUCAUCCCUACCAAAACCACAACUACACCAACCAUCUCCUAACCUCAUUUCAUUCCCACAAACCCAUCUAUCCAUCCACCUCAAACUCAGGAGCAAGCUGAUCCUCGGCUUCAUUCAACUUCACCCAAGGAGCACACUGAUGCUAAGAUGUGUGAGCUGCGCGAAUCUCUGAAGAGAUCGAUAGAUACCAUCGUCUCUGAAUUCAGGGAGGGGAUGCGACUAUUGAGGGCUUCGUGGCAACUUCCAGAAAUCAAAGUUGAUAGUCGACAAAAGUUGGACUCUCUGCCGCAGUCGUCCACCGUUGAGCUUAUCACGGUCACGGCUACCACUGAGGCUUCUUCCGUUAGUGAACUGCAUGGGAAAUAGAAGUACUGGAGGGCCUGCUCUUGACAAUUUGAGUGGAAGGCUCAAGGAUGGUAGAGAGAUUAAUGAGCCUAGGAGUGUCACCUCUGGUGCAAACACCACUGUUUCUAUACCUGGUGAUUUGGUUAUUAGUUCAAAAGGGAGGAUCAAUUCCGUUUUUGCAAGUACUAAUCACAAAGAUGGUAGAACUGAAGAACACAACGCAGUGUCUUAUUACUCAGGUGCAGAGAUUCAUGGUGGUCAUUCUCGGAGUUAUAGUGAUGAUUCUCGAAGAGUUAAUAGAGAAAUUGUGAUAAGCUCAGAUGAUGAAGAUAUUACUGAUGGCAAAGGGACUGGAAAAAAGUUAUCUGAUUUUAUGGCAUCUAUAACUCUUUCGAAAGCAACAACAGGUGGAACUGCAUCUGAUAAUAACAUUUUGAAUUUGCCAUUUGAGCCUACCGUACCAUCCUCACCUGCACUUCUUAAUUUUGGAGUCAUUAUCAGGAAAGUUAAGAGCAAAAUGUUAGACGAGGGAUCUAGCUAUAACUUGACUGCUGCUUUGGGUACUUGUUCUAUGGUGAAUGACUCUAAUACAUUGUUUUCAAGACUUGAGCAUUACAUUGACGGUUCAAAGAAGGUUAGACACUUUGUACUACAGCUAUGCUUCUCUGCGUUUGAUAAGAAGGUUUGUGAUAAAGGUGGUGGCAACCCUCUCUUCACACAUGAACAUUCUAUCUUGUUUAAAGAGCUUGUAGAUACAGGGCGUUUGGUACUUUUUCCCAUCUUCACAUAUGAAAAGUUUGUAAGGUUUCUUGUGUGUACCCUUACGCACCUUACACAUCACUCAAACUCAACUAUCAGAAUGUCCUUCAGCUACUCUCAUCUUAUGAAAGUGUGUAUGUUAUGGGAAAUACAUUCAAGUGUUUCGAGUUGCUGCAAAAUGAGUAUAUGAUCAUAGUGAAUGUCAUGACUUUUGUUAAAGUGCAUUCGGCGGGAAGGUUGCAAGAUGGUAAAGAUUUAUUGAAGGUUCAUGAAGAUAGAGAAGAACCAAGUGACUUCAAGAUAGAUGCCACUCAAAUCAUUGAAGGGCUCAACAAAGCUGUGGUGACAAUGAAGAAGGGUGAGAUCACUCUUUUGUUUAUAAUUUCUGAAUAUGCAAUUGGUGUGUUAGAGGACCAGAUGGAGUUGGUAGUGGUACCUUCUAAUUCAACUUCUUGUAAGAUUGAGCUGGCAGUUGUACUCUUACCAAACACAAGAAAAUUGAGGCUGCUGGAGAAAAACAGAGGUGAGAAUUCACCUAGUAUGAAUAUAAUGGCUGGUAGUAAUAAUGGGAGAACUUUUGAAUUUUACCAAUCUGCCUACAUUAGCAUUCAAGUGCAUGUUGAGGUUCAAAUUGGUAUGGACCAAUUUACUAAAUUGGUUGAACAAGGUUUGAUGAGCACCUUUUGGGAUAAUAAGCUGAACUGCAAGUGGCUGCUUGAGCUCCAAUUUUUCAGAAGGGUACCUUUCAUAUAUAGGUAUGACUGUUCCCAUAUCUUUAUAUGCAAUGGAAGUGUCUCUGCACCCUUAUUUUGCUCUUGCAUGAGUACUUUUGAUCUAUUAUUGCAGCAGCCAUAUAAUUUUCACAAGAAUUCUGGACAUGAGACAUGUGUAAUUGGUUUGGAAAUAUGUCAUGGAUACAAUGUUAUUUUACAUGAUGAUGCAAUGAUGAUUUUGGAAUCUGGUAUUGCUGGUGGAGACAAGGAACCUCUUUUGGUCAAGAAAAUUGCAUUGGCAGAUUGUCCAAUAUUUUCAUGCUUCGUCUUAAUUUUGGAGUUUGGUGCCAUGUCCUCUAUCAUCUGUAAUUUUCACUAUGACCUUUGGAAUGGAGAUCCGCAACUUCAAUUGCUCUUGUCUUAUGUUAUCAUGCUUGAAGUGGGAGAACAAUUUACAACUUGGGAGUUGUUACAUACAAGGGGUGGAUACAGUGAAAGAGAAUGUCUUGAAGUUCUUACAAAAACCAAUGAAAUGUGUGUUGCACAUGCAAUCAUUCCACAAGAGAAUGCAAACUUUGCAUAUGAAGCAACUGAACAGCCUUUGUUUCCUGAUGUCAUUUCCCAAGGCCUCGGUAUCUCUACUUCGGCAGAUGAUUAUCCUCGCUUCUUUUCCCAUGCUCUCGGUGACGAUAGUAAUGCCGCUCUUCAUGGUAGUGACACCACUAUCCUUGGAUUGUUGAACAUGGGUGCUACUGCAUUUGCUUUUGCUCAGAUGAUGUUAAGGUUUGCAGGGACAAGAAUGAUCAUGAGCCAACUGAUUUCGGGAGACAUCACAUGUGAGAGCUUGGAAAGCGUCUUGACCCAAAAUGUGAAACUUGAGGACAAGUUUCUGUUAAGGGGGAAGUAAUGUAACGAGUCUAAAUAUGAUAUCUGGGUUUGGGCCUCCUUAUAUCGGGUUAGUGGAUCCGGGUAGUCUUUUAAUCGGGUCUUAGGGUUUUGUCUGUUACUAUAUAAGGCAAUGAAGUUUC